Molecule: messenger RNA, 948 nt
Organism: Acanthosepion pharaonis
Lineage: Eukaryota; Metazoa; Mollusca; Cephalopoda; Sepiida; Sepiidae
Source: the annotation of a GenBank genome assembly
AUGCAGGUGACGUGGCUCAGCUGGCAGCACACUGAAUUGGGAGCCAGACAAUUGAGCCAGUUAUUAGAAGUUGAAAGUAGAUUGCCUGGUGGCUGCAGUAGUUGUGUUGUUACCACAAGUACCAGAUAUUUAUCUCAGUCUGUUCAUAUCUAUCUAUCAAUCUAUCUAUCUCAGUUUGUUCAUAUCUAUCUAUUUAUCUCCUGCUCCUAUUUAUCUAUCGCAAUCUGUUCACUUCUAUCUAUCUAUCUGAGACGAUCUGUUCAUAUCUACCUAUCUAUAUAUCUAUCUAGGUCAGCAUGUUCAUAUCUAUCUCACUCUGUUUAUAUCUAUCUCAUCUGUUCAUAUCUAUUUCAUUUCGUUCAUACCUAUCUGUCUAUUCAUGUCUAUCUAUCUGUUUAUCUAUGUAUCUGUCUAUCUAACUUAGCCUUUCUAUCUAUCUAUAUCAUUCUGUUAAUAUCUGUCUUUCUAUCCCAGUCUGUUUAUAUCUAUAUAUCUAUUUCAGUUUGGUUAUAUCUAUCUAUCUAUCUAUCUUAUUUUUUAGAGGAAGUUUCUGGUGAUCAAUUUAUCUAUUAUAGAUCAUCUAUCUCAGUGUACAUCUAUUUAUCUCAGGCUUCUCUAUAUCAACCUAGCUUUGUCUACUUUGAUGUCCAUCAGUCUCCUUCAAUUCUAUUCAUCUAUCUCAUCUCUCUGAUUAUGUGUACUUGUCUCUGUGACUAUCUAUGCUCCACUUUACUGUCUGUCUCUCUGUCUCAGUUUACUUUUCUCUCUAUUUAUCUAUGUUUAUUUUUGCCUGUCUCUCUGUCUCAGUUUACUUUUCUCUCUUUCUACCUAUGUAUCUAUCUCUGUUUACUUUAUUCAUCUAUCCCAGUUUACUUAUCUAAGUUUACUUUCGAUCUAAGUUUUCUUAUCUACAUCAUACUUCAGUAUCUGUCUAUAUUUCUGAGAUGA